AUGCUUCAACAGUUUCAAACUCGCAAAUCGAUUACGCCGGUUCAUGAGUAUAGCGCAGAGUUUCGUGGAUCCCCUAGUAGAUUCAAGUUUACUUCGGGCACGUAUAUAGACUUUACAUCCAAACAUAACAAUUGGGAUAUUGAUCCAGUAUUGCUCUAUGAUGCGCCUACUAUGAAAAAGGAGGCUUCAAAGAUUCAAUCUUUUAGUCCGGAGACAUAUUGGACCUUGUCAAUAACUGUCUCCAAACAGAGACCUGAUGAAAAUUGUGGACAGGAGAUAAACCUUAGUUGGUCAAGGCAUAGGGUGUUCGACAAGCAGGUCGCAAAUUUGUUUCAGAACAUGGUCAAAGAAUUUAAAGAAGCAGAAGUGGUUUCUGUCGAUAUUGAGAAGAAGACAAAGUCUAGACCACAUGCCUUGAACACGGUAGAAUUGUUAAAAUUCUGUUCUUCUAACCUAGGAAUUGGUCCACAAGAUGCAAUGUCCACAGCGGAACGACUUUACACCCAAGGUUAUAUUUCGUAUCCACGUACCGAAACUACUUCAUAUGCGAAAAGUUUCGACUUCGAGGAAGUUCUGAAGACUCAAUCGCGGGAUCUUAUUCCAAAGAGUUAUUGGAAAGAGGAAUCGAGCGUCCUACGGGAGGAACUGAUGAACAAAAUGUCUGACCAAAACAUCCCAGAAUAUCGUCAAGGAGACAUUUUAAAAGUAAUUAGCGUUAAGAUGACUGAAGGAAAAACCAGUCCACCAGAUUACCUAUCGGAGAGUGAAGUCAUUGAUGGAAAAGCAUGGUAUAGGCACUGA
Molecule: messenger RNA, 801 nt
Organism: Acaulospora colombiana
Lineage: Eukaryota; Fungi; Glomeromycota; Glomeromycetes; Diversisporales; Acaulosporaceae
Source: the annotation of a GenBank genome assembly